GUAAAUGUCAAUUGGCAACUAUAAACAGCUGAUUCAUUACGCGAACUGUGGUAUUUUGUUUGUCAAAAUCAUCUAUUGCUUCGUUAAAAAUAAAAAAAAUAUUUUUUUUGUUUUCUUUCCUCAUUAUUAACCACAGAAAGAAUUCCAUGUGUUUUAAAAUUCUUAUAUUUAAUUGGUGGGUUAUUUAAACAUAAAUACAAUGUCUGGCAAUAUAGAAUUAUUUACAACUCGUAUGCGAAAAGCCACUCGGAAAAUACAUUCAGUUAGCGAUGCGCUGGUCAAUGCGAAAUUUGCAAUUUCUCUAAGAGAUGAAAAAGUAUGGGGUGGUGGACUGUUCAUAUUUUAUCAUGUGUUUACUUAUCUUGAAGAUGCAAAGGACAGAUUGAAUAUGGCAGAUUUCAACCAGUUAUUUGUUCACAAAAUACUACACAGAAAGUCAGCUUUUGAGGAGGAUCUCCAGCAUUACCUUGGCAAUGAUUGGCAAUCAAUACCUAAGUCUGCAGCCCUGGAAAACUAUCUAGAACAUUUGCAAAACUUGGAAAAGGAGAACCCAAAAUUACUAAUGGCUUAUGUCUACCAUUUGUACUUGGGGCUGCUGAGUGGGGGACAGAUACUUGCUAAGAAACGGAAAAUGUUUGGUGAAAAGAGCAAUGACACCUAUAUAGAUAAAGUGACAGAUUUCAGUGGUUUUGAUAUUGGUCAACUAAAAAAAGAGUUUAAAGAAGCAAUGAACAAGAUAGCAGAGGACAUGAGUCAGGAAGAACAAAAUGCUUUUAUUGAUGAAAGCAAUCAAGUUUUUCUCAUGAAUAAUCUUAUUGUUAACUCUGUGGGAGGACAAGAUCAAAUAAUCAAAACAUUACUGUAUAAAGCUUCAGCAGUUUUCUUAAUUGUUGUUGGUGUUAUUUUAGCUUAUAAGAUUCAUAAGUAAAUGUUGAUUCAAUUAACUUAAAUAGAGAAAGGAUAAAAAUUAUUUAGAUUAGUAAUAAAAGUUGUAAUUGUUAUUAUAUAUAUUAUUUGUAGUUAUUUGAAUAAAGACUGAUUAUGUUAUUAA
Molecule: messenger RNA, 1051 nt
Organism: Galleria mellonella (greater wax moth)
Lineage: Eukaryota; Metazoa; Arthropoda; Insecta; Lepidoptera; Pyralidae
Gene: Ho
Product: heme oxygenase 1
Exons: 4
Coding region: 200-928 (242 amino acids)
Biological process (GO): heme oxidation
Molecular function (GO): heme oxygenase (decyclizing) activity
Source: RefSeq, a predicted model, not a curated record